AUGGUUUACGAUAUUGCUUUCUCACCUUAUUCCCGACGAUCAGAGUCGAGUGUGGCUGCAUGUAAGCAAGCUCAAGCUCAAUCGCGACGCCUCGCACGCCGCUCAAUAUACCUACAUAGGACGCGUAUCCAGGAUCUACCCAGCGACAUCCUAUUGGACCUCUACCAAGUGCUCUCCGCGAUAGACCGACCGAAUCCUCACGAUGUGGGAUGGAUAAGAAUGACCCAUGUGGAUACCCUAUGGCGAAGGGUAGGACUGGACCUCCCUAUCCUGUGGGCCAACGACUAUGGCUCCAUGGCUUCUCACGAUGCCGUACAGACCUUCCGAACGCGUGCUCGUAACAUCCCUUUGACUGUUUGCAUCCCCGAGCGCCUUAGCAAACAGCAUGAGAAUGUGUUGAUCUAUGCUAUAUCUGCCAGCAUACGUGAUAUUGAGGCGCUCUCACUCAAGACGUACUCCUAUCUAUGGUCUUCGCUUGUCGCAGGCAAGACACUUCCGAAGCUGCGCAUACUAGAUCUCGACGACUCGAAGUUGCACGUUGGCGGUGCGGUGGAUGCUGCACCCUCGGACUACCUUGAAAUGGACUUUCCCCUGAAGGCGCCCCUACUCACACACGUCAGUCUCAGAGGAUGCCGACUGUUCCCACUGUUCGCGCCGUCGCUAUUAUCUCUCACCCUGGCGGACCAGCGUACGACGUCAGCCCGCGUACUCGACGUUCUACGCGGGACGCCUAGUUUGGAGCACUUGGUGCUCGACAUGUCUAUUUUCAACAUCUACGCUCGCGAUCAGGUUGAGCAUCGCGCCGCAGUACAAUUGCCACGCCUGCGCACUCUCCAGAUUCUUCCCGCAAGCGGUCCGUCAGCGACGGGCACGAUACCGUCCAUGAGCCAUCGAUUGAAGCGCGCCCUCGUUCAGCGCAUCAUCACCCCCGAGGACACCGAGAAAGACGUCGUAGACGAUAGCUUUGCGCCUGUCGAGCCCGCUCUGCCUGAGGUUCCCCAGUUCGCCGGGACUCUCGACGCGCAACAGGUCGCCGCACUCCCGCCAGGCCCCGCGCCGGUCGUCGCUCCGGCUCUUCCCAACCCGGCGUCUGCCAUCGCCCAACCACUUGGGUUUCAGAUCGAACCCCCCUCAUACGAAUUCGUUAUGACGCAUGAUGAUGCUGUGCCGCCCGCGGCAAUCGCUCCUGUGGCUGUCGUCCCCGACGCAGCAGACGCUCCUGGAAUGGGCGUAACGGAUGCCGCGGCGCCUCCCUCCACAGAGCCUCCAGCCUACAGUUUCUCACCGUGA
This is a messenger RNA of Peniophora sp. CBMAI 1063, 1290 nucleotides long. NCBI's taxonomy places the organism in Eukaryota, Fungi, Basidiomycota, Agaricomycetes, Russulales, Peniophoraceae. The record is from the annotation of a GenBank genome assembly.